This is a messenger RNA of Hyla sarda, 2421 nucleotides long. It is a transcript of the gene ASB7, whose product is annotated as ankyrin repeat and SOCS box containing 7. The record is from RefSeq and is a predicted model, not a curated record. Gene Ontology annotation, molecular function: protein binding. The transcript is spliced from 7 exons. Gene Ontology annotation, biological process: intracellular signal transduction. The coding region runs from base 656 to 1639 and encodes 327 amino acids. Lineage: Eukaryota; Metazoa; Chordata; Amphibia; Anura; Hylidae.
CGCUAUGGCGCCUGCGCACAAAGUUUAACUGCCGCCUACAGCAGCUGGUCGCUGUUGCCUGGCAACCACUAGGGACUCUGAAGGGACGGGGGGCGGAGCCUCGAGGACUUCCUCAGCCAAUCAUCGUGAAAUCCGGCCCGCGCCGCUUUGCUUCCUUUUCGAUGGGCGCAGGCGCAGUUCUUCUCUUUUUGCGGCGUCGCGGGCUCGGUUUACGGCGCUGCGCGCUGAUUGGCUGUGGUGAAGGUUUUUUCUUUGGUUUUUUUUUCAGUUUUUUUUUUUUUUUUUUUUGUGCCUGCUUCCCGUUAACGCGGAGGGUUAUGGGGCAGGCCCCGGGAAGUACGGAGCGGUGUGAGGCGCUGGGCAGUGGUGUGUCCCGGGGCCCAAUAUAGAAGCCUUGUUCACACACUUAUACCAUUGCGCUCAGCCGGCUGAAGAAUUGUAAAGAUUUUUAUUAUAGUGAGAUAUACACCACAUUUUAUGAACUGCAAAAUGGUCUGCUGUUAGUGAAUUUGUGGAAGUAAAGGGAAAGGACCAGAGGUGAAAAUAUUUACUGCGGGGACAUGAAGUGGUUCAAUACCUCAGGCCAGGAGAGAGACCACCACUGCUCAAAAAAGAAAUAGUCACAGCACUGAAAGAGGUUACUUCACUUGAAUCUAUGUGGAGGAAGAGCAGAGCGUGGAGGAUGUUACAUCAUCACUGCCGCAGGAAUCCUGAGUUACAGGAGGAACUGCGGAUCCAGGGGGCUGUGGCUGUCGGCGAUGUCCACACUGUCCGCACAAUGUUGGAACAGGGUUACUCCCCAAAUGGCCGUGAUACCAAUGGAUGGACUCUUCUGCACUUCUCAGCAGCCAGAGGAAAAGAAAGAUGUGUUAGAGUAUUCCUGGAACAUGGAGCGGACCCCACGGUAAAGGAUCUGAUUGGUGGCUUCACAGCGUUGCACUAUGCUGCAAUGCAUGGACGGGCUCGGAUUGCACGCCUUCUGCUGGAGUCAGAGCACCGCAGUGACAUCAUUAACGCCAAGAGCAAUGACGGCUGGACGCCCCUGCAUGUGGCUGCCCACUAUGGCAGAGACUCCUUUGUUACACUGCUAUUAGAGUUCAAGGCUGAAGUUGACCCUUUAAGUGACAAGGGCACAACUCCCUUGCAGCUUGCUAUUAUUCGGGAAAGAUCCAGCUGUGUGAAGAUCCUACUGGACCAUAAUGCCAAUAUUGAUAUUCAAAACGGGUUCUUACUACGCUAUGCCGUGCUCAAAAGUAACCAUUCUUACUGUCGCAUGUUUCUCCAAAGAGGUGCUGAUACGAACUUAGGGCGACUAGAGGAUGGACAGACCCCCCUUCACAUUUCAGCACUCCGGGAUGACGUCCUGUGUGCACAGAUGUUGUACAAUUAUGGUGCAGAUACGAACACUAGGAACUAUGAGGGUCAGACCCCACUAGAUGUAUCACUGAGCAUCUCUGAAACUAGCCGGCCCUGUCUGGAUUUUCUACAGGAUGUAUGGAGGCAACCCCGACAUUUGCAGGAUUUAUGCCGGAUUAAAAUUCGCUACUGUAUUGGACUGCAGAACCUCAAGCUACUGGAGGAGCUCCCCAUUGCCAGGGUCAUGAAGGACUACCUAAAACACAAGUUUGAUGACAUCUGAGCGCGGUUGCACAGUAGAAGAGACUUGCUGAGUAAUGCGAAGUGUCAAUAUUCCAAAUGUGGGUUAGGCUGUUGUCUUGCACAAGUAUAUCCUAUGCAAUUUCUGAUGUGGGACGGAGACAGAAGGCAGGUAUACACUUUUGUUUUAUCAUUUCUCGAAAUAAAAAUUGACCUGAAAAAGUCUUAACAUUUUUGGGUACAUCAGCAGGAGCCACAAUCCCCAUUAAGCAUUUCUUUUUGGGACCGUUGGAUCUUCUCUCAUUCACCUCUCACUUCUCCAGUAUAAUAUUUAUGUUACAAGUGGAUUCAGAUAUGAUAAUAACUUUAACCCUGCUGAUAUCUCAUAUAUAUGGGCAGCUUAAAGAAAAUCUUCACAUUUGAGCACAUUUUUACAACUUCCCAAAAAGUUAAAGGGUAGGGCCACACCUGCCGUAUUGUUUGUGUACUUUCCUACCCUUUGAAGUCAAUGGGUGGGAAAUUAUGCAGCAGCAAAAUACAGCACGUGAGACCCUACCCUAAAGGUAUAUGAAAUGCUGCUCAAGAUACUUUGCUUUAUUGUCUUAUCUUGUGUUACUUUUAUUUACUUGGUGUUUUCUGUCUUCAUAUUUCAGGGGUCUCUGAUCAUAUUGAUUUUUUUCAUGGCUACAGUAUUUUUUUGGGGGGAGGAGGGGUUUAGAUCCAAAAAUGUAUGCAGCAGAUCUGAUGAAUCCUAAUGCUUAAAGGGGAACUCCGGUGGAAACAUAUUUAUUUAUUUUAAAUCAACUGGUGCCAGAAAGUUAAACA